GCGUUACGCUAGCGCAGCGGAUCUUUCCAAUUUUCUCACAUUGCGGAUGCUCGCUCGUCCCAAAUCACGGCGAGCUCGGUGAUAAAUCGCUCUUGCGCGCGUGCAAGCCAGUAGUGCGUACGAGUAAGCGACGAAUGUGCCGCGGGCCUCGUUCGAAGAGGGAAUCGUGGAGUAAGGACGUUGGAAUGUACGAUCAAUGAUCGCCGCCGUCGAGUUUGGGCUCGAUCGUAGACGCGAUAAAAACGAGCUCGCUCGCUCGCUCGCUCUCUCUCUCUCUCUCUCUCUCUCUCUCUCUCUCUCUCUCUCUCUCUUUCUCCCUCACAAUCAGGUGAAUUUCGGUAGAUUUAAGCCUGAUCCUCUCCGAAGACGACUAUGGCAGGUGUACGGGUGUCGCUCGUAUAAACGGGAGUCGUGGUCUUCCGCGGGGACGACGAGGAGGCGAGAGGAGAGGAGAAGAGCGCGCGUGGAUCGAGAUAGUCUCGAGGAUCGACGCAUCCAAACAUGCUCCUCGAGGGUUGCGCGGUCCAGGGCUGGACGACUCACUCGCGCGGGAAGGAAGUGUGUGCUGUCGAUACGCGCGACUCGGUGAGCAGCGCGCCGCGAUAAUGGAGUGAUUCAGUAGUCGUGAUAACGCCAACGGUGCACGUGCGCGAAUGCCGACAAAUACAAGGGAGUCUUGUGAAAACGUGCUACGUCAGGUGCUCGCCGCCCGACAGAGGCGAUUUUGCUGAGAAUUUCCAUGGAUCGCAGGCGGCGGCGCGGAGAUUUCGAUUCUGAAGAAUGUAUAUGUAUGACAGCAUCGUCAAAGUUCUGUUGCAAGCUUCAUGUUCCUUUCAAAUAAGCCUCUUUACCUACACUUGGUGAGACUCGUCGAUUACGCCGGCCGCAGGAUCUCACGAACAGAAGGAUGGAGAAGCGAUCGUUGCCCCGUCCAGACUGAAGAUGAACGCCAAUUGUCAGCUGCGUCAGCUAGUCGGGACUUCCGUUACCUAAAGUCACUUUCCUGAAACUCUACCACCGACAGGAGAGACGGUCGACGUGCGGUGACGACGACACCGUCGUCAACUCGCCAUUAGGCGAGCAUGACCGCGGAAACGACGUUUGAUCCGGCCGAGAUUUCCUCGUUCGACGUGACACCGCUGCUGGACGUCACUUCGACCGAGGAGAAUCCUUAUGCCAAUAACACCGAGGUGAACGUAACCGAGGUGGUCAACUGGUCAGACCUGCCCUCGGCGAUCGUCAAGAUCUGCAUCCUCGGCUCGAUCAUCACCACGGCGCUGUUCGGCAAUCUGCUGGUGAUGGUGUCCGUGAUGCGGCACAGAAAACUACGAAUCAUCACCAACUAUUUCGUAGUCUCGCUCGCGCUGGCGGAUAUGCUGGUGGCCAUGUUCGCGAUGACCUUCAACGCCAGCGUCCAGGUGACCGGCAGGUGGCUUUUCGGCUACUUCAUGUGCGACGUUUGGAAUUCCUUAGACGUCUACUUUAGCACCAGCUCGAUACUCCAUCUGAUGUGCAUCUCGGUGGAUAGAUAUUACGCGAUCGUCAAGCCGCUUAGGUAUCCCAUCAACAUGACGAAGCGAGUGGUGGCGUUUAUGCUACUGGCCUGCUGGGUGUCGCCGGCCAUCAUUUCCUUCGUGCCGAUCUUCUGCGGCUGGUACACCACGGAGGAGAACAGCAUGCACAGGAACGAGCACCCGGAACUCUGUGAGUUUAAGGUCAACAGGAUAUACGCUAUACUGUCAUCGAGCAUAUCUUUCUGGAUACCGUGCACCAUCAUGGCGGUCACGUACUUUGCUAUAUUCAAAGAGGCUAACAAGCAGGAGAAGCAGAUGCACAACCGAAUGGGCAACGCCAUGUUGCUCAGCCACAGACCGAGUAAGGAUCUCAAUAAUUUAAAUGGGGAACUCAACAGUGCCGGAUCGUCAAAGACUUUAACCUUAAAUGAGAUCAACACCGAGCAUUUACACACACCCACGAAAGAUAAACAUAUGAUGAAGAUGAAGAGAGAACACAAAGCUGCAAGAACGCUGAGUAUUAUUAUGGGUACCUUCAUCCUUUGCUGGUUACCAUUUUUUCUUUGGUACGUGAUUACAGCGCUUUGCGGCGAGACUUGUCCGUGUCCCGACAUCGUAAUUGCGAUUCUAUUUUGGAUUGGGUACACGAAUUCAGCGUUAAAUCCAUUGAUCUAUGCGUAUUUUAAUCGCGACUUUCGAGAAGCGUUUAAAAAUACCCUGCAGUGCGCUUUCUGUUCGCUCUGUAGACGAGAGCCGUCGGAUCUCGAAGCGCUGGAUUUUCGUCGGCCAUCCCUCAGAUACGACGAUCGCACCAAGAGCAUAUACUCAGAAACAUACAUAAAGCAUAUUGAUCGACGGAGAUCAAAAGCGCUGUGAUCUGGCGAGACCGUUGCGCAUUGCAGCAACUCUAACACACACGCUGCUGAACACACCACAUAUAGCUAAAGCAGUGGUAGGAAGGACGUCAGCGUGGUGCAAAUCCGCCAACUUUUGUAUAACAACCAUUGCAUACAAUGCGCUGGUUUAUUUAAAAAAUAUUUCAAUUAAUAAUCCCUUGGCAAGUAAUCUUUUAAAUGACCUGUUAGCAACUAACAAUCUGUUGUAAAUAUUUACGUAGGUACACGUAUUUGCAUGGGAAUUUUGUGAAAUAGUUAAAAUAAUUGUACGACUAACAAUCCAUACAAACACAAACACACA
Molecule: messenger RNA, 2711 nt
Organism: Vollenhovia emeryi
Lineage: Eukaryota; Metazoa; Arthropoda; Insecta; Hymenoptera; Formicidae
Product: octopamine receptor beta-2R-like
Exons: 5
Coding region: 1083-2390 (435 amino acids)
Biological process (GO): adenylate cyclase-activating adrenergic receptor signaling pathway
Cellular component (GO): membrane
Molecular function (GO): octopamine receptor activity
Source: RefSeq, a predicted model, not a curated record